AUGGUGGGAUGGUGGUGGUCAGGUGGGGACACUGUAGUAUUCAUCCUGUGCACAGGGGUCGAGACAGCUGCCUCCGCCCCCGUCCUUCGGCCCAACCUGAAGCAUGGUAGCUUGGACCAUCCCCACCACGAGAGGAUCCGCCGGCCCACCCAGUGCCUCUGCGGCCCCACCUCAACUCCAACUGCCAAGUCUUCAAAGAAGCCCAAGAUGCAGGCCACAGGGGACAUGUUUCCCACCAACUGGAGCCCACCUCCUGUUGAAUUCCUGACCCCGAGGGCUCGGCAAGCUGGCAAGCGGGCCCAAGCCUGCAGGUGGGUGGGUACGGUGGGACCUCAGAGUCUGAGGAGACUGGCCUGCUGGGUGCCCUCGGAGUUAGAGCAGAAGUCCCAGGUUUCAGACCCGCAGGGGAACCUGGCCUCACUGGAGGAGCUGUUCUGGAACACAGCAGGACCAAGCCAGGAGGCUGCAGCUCCACUGCUCACCCCUGGGGACUCAGAAAGCUACAUCAAUAGCUUAGAUUACUUGCUGCAGGAGAAGAGGGAACAGGCGCUGGAGCAGGAGCAGGAGAAGCUGCUUGCGCAGGGCUGUCCUGACCUUGAGUCCUUGGAUCUCGAUGAGGAGGACCUGCCUCUCACACCUGAGCACAGGGAGCUGGUGGAGAGGUUCUCCAUGACCCUGCAGGCAAUCCCAUCAGUCCACCCAGGAGAGACUGUGUUUCUACCCAGGCGCCACCCCCUGCCUUGCAUCCUGGACUAUUCACACGUGAAGCCCCGUAACCACCUGGAGGAACUGUUCCUCAGAUCCCCGCUGGCCCAGCAGCUCUCCUUUCUGCGUGGCGGCCUCCUGAGCAACCUCUACCUGCAGGCGCCUGCACCCACGUGCCCUGUACCUCUGCUCCAGUGGUUGUUUCAGCUGCUGACAUGGCCUCCAGAAACUUCUUCAAGAGCCUUUGGCCUCUUGUGGGAUCUCAGCGUGGAUAGACUCUUCUGUCAGUCUGAUGGAGACGUGUGCAUGUGGUGCCCCUCGCUGCGAGAGAUCAUAGAGGUAUUUCACAGUCUGGGUGCCCACAGCCCUGCUUUGUACCCACCGGGGCCAUCUCAACAAAGUGAGAGGUGA
Messenger RNA from Phyllostomus discolor (pale spear-nosed bat), 1116 nucleotides. RefSeq names its product protein FAM178B-like. The transcript has 7 exons. The record is from RefSeq and is a predicted model, not a curated record. Bases 1 to 1116 code for a protein of 371 amino acids. Lineage: Eukaryota; Metazoa; Chordata; Mammalia; Chiroptera; Phyllostomidae.